GUUAGGUUGGCAGACUGCUUGAAAAUGGCUAACGCCAAGAAUCGCGAUUUUUUGUUUGGGAAACGUGCGUCUUAAAAAAACAGAUUUUGUACAUUAGCAAAGCAGCAAAUAACAUUAUUUUAUGAAAAAUAUUAAUAUUAAAGACUAGUUGAUACUUCUGUGUAUUAUAGACGCUGUAAAAAAGGUAUAGACCGAUAAUACGGAACACAAAUUUUUGCAAUUAGAAGCAAAUUUACGAAGUGAAUUUUGUUGGUUGUGUGCCUCUCAGCCACAGUUGUGGUCGUCAUUGGUUGGUCGGCUCUGCGAACGCUGGCGAGUGGCAGCAGGAUUUCACAAAGUGAGUUUUGCAUUGUGUUCUAAGUGUGUUUAACAAGUUAUAAUAUUUUGUUAUACUGUUUUUAAAUUGCUUAGACGUGAAAAAUAAUUACAUAUUAUAUAUAAUAAAAAGGGGCGGUGGUGUGAUCGUCAUUAUUCGUUGGGCUUAUCAUAAAACUGCAUCAAUGAAUUUGUUCAACAUUUUUUGAAUAUAUCUUCUAAUUUUUAUGAAAGUCAAAGCAAUUGACUUUAAAUUAAAUAUUAAAUUUUUUUUUUGAGUUUGGACUUGUAACCAAAUGUGAGAUUUUUUACGUUUUCUCAUAGUUUAAACUUUAUCGGACAAAACUGCAUACGAUUGUGGAUUGUCGCAAUUUAUUACCCAAUCCAACCAGAUUUAUUAUACAAAGAAAUGUUGAGAUCAUAAAAUACCAUGGAAACCUCCAACGAACAAGUGGACAGUAUUGACUCUAAAGUGGAAUCAACACUAGAAACGACAAGCAGUCAAUUUAUAGAAGAUAAAAAUCAGCAGGAUGCAAAUAUAAUUAAAGAUAUAAAAACUGAAUCCUCAAUAAUCUGUUAUGAUAAUGAUAUAAAUAAUACGCCGUAUAACACAUGUAAUGAUAGGAGGAACAAGUGCGAUUUAUUAGAGAACGAGGAUGCAAACAUAGUGAUAAAGGAUAAAAUAAACGCAGAUGUUACAGGGUUUGGAACUUCAACAAACCAACAAAAGGACUUAAAUGCUCCAGAUUACGAUGAAAAGUGUGUUGUGUCACCCCCAACAAAAUGUCAAGCGUAUUGUCCUCAUGAUUCCAUAGAACGAGAGGAUUCACCAAAAAAUAAUUUUGUUGAAACUCGUAAAGAAGAAAAAAUUCCUACUGAAGAAAUCGUGCAUGAAUUACCAGUACAAGAAGAAAAAGAUUCUAAAACUGCGGCUGCCGAAAUUUCUCAACAAAAUUAUGAAAAUACACUAAGAUGCCAGAAACAAGAUUUCAUUAGUGAAGUUAUAGAAAAAAAUGUUGACUUCCAACAUGACGACCCUGAAGAUAGCACGGACAGCAAUAUUGUGAAAAACCGUGCAGAGGAGCAAGAGAAUAAAAUUGUUGCAGAAGUCGAAAAUACCGAUGUAGAUAAGGUAAACAACUUUGGGCUGAAUCAGGAAAGUUUGCAGAAAGGUAUUAUUAACCAGGCAACCGAAAAUAUUGCAACAAACGAAGAUGAUUCCUUUCAAAGUAUUGCUACAAGUGAAAGUAAUGCCAAACAGACUUUAUUACCAGGCAACCCAAAUGUUGAUUAUUCCGUUGAAAAACCACUAACAAAUAGGAAAUCCGCAAAAGAUGGCGAUUUAAUUGAUAUAAAUGAGGAUAAUAGCCAAAAUUGCUCUCGCAUUGAGAUUUUAAAAAACAACCACAAUGAAGAUGAGAAUAGAAUUAAACUUGAUUAUGAAGGUUCCAACCUCACUACAAAUGAGGAGAGUAACGAACGCAUUUGUAAAGAAAAUAAAGGAAUUAAAAUAUAUAAUGAUGAACGUGAACAACCACUUGAAAACGUAUCUAUUCAGGAUAAUAUCAAAUACCUCGAAAUAAAUCAAGAGGUAAUGGAAAAUACUCAAAGUAACGAAGUGUUGUUGACAAAUGAAAAAGAAACAUCAUUAGAUUCCAAAAGUUGUAUACAAGAAAAUAAGGUACAAACACCAUUAAAGUUGAAUGGUGACCAUAAAAUAACUGCUGUGCCGAUAUGGGAUUCUCAAAUUGAUAAUAGCACAGAACUUGACAAACAAUUGGAAGCAAAAAGGCCAGAAAUAAACGAUAAAGAGCAACUAAAAGUAGUAGAACUUGAAGACUUCGAAAAGUUUAAUAGUGAGCCAUGUAUGUCUUAUGCAUUUGAAAAUAAAGUAGACUAUGGUGGGGAUUUAGAUAUUGAUAAUAAACUUGACAAAACGGGAGUAUCUAAUCAUUCAAUGAGUGCAGAAAGUCCACAAAGCAAAGUUAAUUGCGACGAUGAAAACAGUCACUGUUCAUCUCUAGCGUCCAUUGAAUCUAAUUCUACGACUACGUCAUCCUCGCAUCAACUUGUAAUCGAUCAACCUAUGGAUGAAUCGGAAGCGGGUAUGUCAGCUGCAAGUACUGGAUAUUGUCAAAUAAAUUCAUUAAUACAGUUACACGACAAGUCGGAAAAGGUAAAUACUUUAAAACCAUCAUUGAAGAGAAAAUUAAGUACUUCAAAUGAAAAUGGAUCCUCACCCCUGCUUAAACAGCCACAUAUAGAUAUACAAUUAAAUGACAACGAAAACAGCAGAUAUUUCUGUGAUAAAGAUCAGACUGAGGCAAUGUCUGAACUCAUUACAGAAGAACGGAAGUCAGUACAGUUUUCAGACAUCACCCAUAAAGUUGAUGCUAAACAUGCUCCAUUAAAAUCAUUACUCUUACAGCACUUACAAAAAACAUAUUCACCUCCGGAACCUACUGAAAAGUUAACAGAUUAUCCGGCUCCACUUCCGCGUUUCACACAACAACUGGACACAAUAUCAUUUGAUGACAUUUCCCCGAAGUUUCCUGCUACUAUUUUAAACCCCAACGGAAAUAUAUCUACCGCCACUAAGUAUUUGUGCUUUAAAUGUAAAGUUGGAAGUUUUGUUUCAUUUGCGGCACUAAACGAACAUCAGCGAGAAUGCCUGGCGGAUACACGGCUGUUACCAGCAAGAUUAAAUGAAAAUGCCAGUCUAUUGCCUCUUUCAUUAGCCCCAGAACUUGCCACGCCUCCUUCCUCGGCAUCUCCAGAUGCUACAGUAGAUAUGGCUGCAAGAAAUGCUGAAAUACAAACACCAAUUUCAUCAUUUAUACCGCCUUUUGUACCAGACGCAGCAACUCAGAAGAAGCGAUAUUACAAGUGUUCCAGUUGUAAUACAUUUCACGAAAAUUGGAAUCUGUUUUUACAUAUUCGAGACAAACACCAGCGACAUAUGUGUCUGUACUGUAUACGUUUCUUUCCGACAGCAGAGAAGCUUUCAGUACAUUUGGAAAUAAAACACGAUCUUGAACAAAACCAUUUUAAUUCAGAGGAGGCGCUAAGGAAAAGUGUUUCAAUGGUAGGCGGAACGCCUAGUGAGUCGCGGUUCCUAAUGUGCUGCACGUGUCAACAUUUGUUUGAAGAAACUCAACCUUUCUCUGAUCAUAAUUGUGCAGAAUUCAUGAAACCCUGUACACUAUGUGGACAGAAAGGUCGACACAGCAAUCAGUGUAAAGCUCAUCCGGACGCCAAACGUACUUCGAAGUCAAAGAAACGAUUAAAGAAAUCUAUUAGUGAAGCUACGCAGUCCGAUCCAUCUAGAAAUCACAAAUUAAUGCCAUCAAUACCGCUUGCUGGUAGAAAUACAAAUGUAGCUUCCUUACACUGUGAUAACAACCAGAGCAGUCAGGCCACGAAGGAGAUACCUAGACAAAGAUCUGAUAUAUUAAAGCAUAGUGAAGAUAGUAAUAGCAGUAGCAAUAUGGUCAUCGAUGAAUCCUGCACAACAACACACAAUUCACUUGUAAACCCUUUUAAGGAACUGGAUGAACGUUGGCGCCUUGAGCAGCAAGCACAAAAUAAAAAUGAAAUUAAUCUAUUCUCUGUUAGAAAUACGUCACCAGUCGAGCCCAAAUUAAUAGUGCCGAAGUUCAAAUUAAGAGUGCCAAAGGAGUUUCAAAAGUCAGUUGAUGUUGCACUUAGCUCUACAGAGAGCGAGGCAGAUGAAGAGGACGAAGAGAACGACCCAACGGUUAAUGCUUCUGGUGAUAAGGGACAAAGCGAAAAAAUUCACUACAAUGUAACAGAUUCUACGAGAGGAUUUUUAGAUGAAAACGGUCUCUAUUUUAACGCGGAUGAACAUAGCGUUGCAAUUGCUGAUGGACUGGCAUCGUCACAAAAACGGAUCGACGACGAUAAUAGUCAAGAAAGUCGAUCGGUGGAUAAAGAAUGGAUGGACGGAACUAGCACGAACCUAGUUCGCAUACUUCAAGAAAUUGAACGCACUAAAUUAGAUAUCCAGCGCACAAAAGAAACACUGCAUCAUACACCAAAAGCGAAGCAAGAUGUAUCUGAUGAAGCAUUAACAACAUCAGACCAAAAUACACGUAACUGGACACCUACCCCGCCAACGUCACCAAAGCAAGCACGUUGUCCGACACCAGGUGAACCCGAGAAAGUCACCACUAGUCCCGUUAUAGAUGCAGUUACACCAGAGUUACUACCAGAAAACAACCAAACAUCACAUAGGAGAGAUUCUGCGGGAAGUGAUGUUAUGGAUAUUGAUGAGACAAUAACGGGAUCAUUGCCGCAACAACCCCCAAGAGAAACUGAGAAGCACUCGCAUAGCAUUGACGCAAGCAAUACAACCCAGGAAUUGAACACCUCUUCCGAGAGUAAUGCCACAAUAAACGUUUUGAACAGCAGCGCUGAUACAGCACCCAGUCCUAUUCUGCGAGAACAAUUAAUGGACGUUGAUCUUUCUCCAAUAAAACAAGAGCAGGAGUUGGGCAACAAAGACGAUAGACCGGCUGCAGAAAUUCCAGAGAAAAAUGAACAUAUGCAGUUAGAGUCUAUCGAAAUAAAAGAAAGUGUGCCUGCGGACGGAAUUGAAGUGGCCAGCGAGGAUAUUUUAGCUACCGAUUUGCAGCUCGAUCGUCCACUGGAAAAAAUGGAAAUUGUAGAAUUCAUUCGAACAUGUCUACGAGCUGUAUAUCCACUUUGUUUGUAUUGUAAUCAUGCGCGCCGAAUUGCCGUGAAUGGUCAAAGCCUUGUACUUCAUAUGCUUGCGCAACAUCGUUUCAAUGCUACUGUGGACAGCAUCACAGCAGAGGAGUUGAAACCAGAUACAAUUUGUGCUAAAAUGAAGACUUUCCUGCCAGUACUGGAAAAUGAAUUUUUUAAUUCAUCGAGCUACUGUACGAUGAGCGACGGCGCUUUCUCACAUAAUUUUAAUGAAAGGAUCUUUGAAUGUUUUCAGUGUCGGUUUGUCACAUCAACCCAUAAGGAACUGUAUUUGCAUAACAGAAAAAUGCACCUUAAAACCGCUAUACUUUGUUUCAUGUGCCGGGCGAAUUUUUUCAGUUUCAGUGAGAUUUUAUGUCAUAUUUGCCCAGGUGUUCCAAAUAAAACUCCUGUUUUCGAUGUAAAGUUCCGCUGUUGUCUUUGCGAUGUCGACAACAUCCCCUCACCUUUUCGUUUAAUGGUGCAUUUGCGUAAACGUCACUUUGCUUGCGAUGUGUGUUUGGAGGACUGCCGAGAUCAAGGGCGACUCUCGUCACACGUGUGGAAACAUAAGUUGCAUCAUCUGUGCUACCGUUGUGGCAUUGCAUACCGAAACAAAAUGGAUAUUACCAAACAUCUAUUUUGGAAACACGGCACCGAGAGUAUAAUUUGCAAGAGAUGUUUACAAAAGCGCUGGCGUCAUGUAUAUCACUUCUGUGUGCCACCGAUUACAUUUAAUUGUGAUGUGUGCAAUUUGUGUUUCUCAAAGGCUAUGUAUUUAAAGGUACACAAGCGUUUGCAUAGCGGCGAUUUACGUUAUCCCUGCACGGAGGAGAAUUGCGAUGAAAAAUUUAUCUCGCGCAAACUGCUACUAAAGCAUACCGCAUCACAUUUGCAAAAGGAGGUACAUGCAGCAGCUUUCGAACAAACCGCUAAUCACGAUACAGUGGACACAUUUAAGAAGAAGGAAGAAUCUGAGUUAGAGGGUAACAAUGAAAGAAGCAACGUCGACAUUGACCAUAAUAAUAAGUCGGAGAAUAUUAAUAUUAAAAAGGAAAUUACUGAGUCUAUUACCGAACCAAAAACACCUGUUAAGUGUGAAGAAAAUGAUAGUAACUAUAAAGUGGAUGCGGAAUGUAGGUCUGGCUCGGACGCUGAUGCCAAAAAUGUUGAUUUUCCGAAAGAAGAGAAAACAUCGCUUGAACAAGAUAAGAACGAAGAGACACCUCGCAAAAAGAAAAAAAAGAAUAAGCGAUCCAAAGAAUCUCUGGAAGAUUUGAACUUAAUUGCGCCGAAUCUUUCAGAGACAGAUAGUAGUGAAGAAUCGGAUGUAGACAGCAAAUCGAAAGGUGAUGAAGACUCACUCGUUCCUAAAGUGAUGUUAUCACCACCUUCCGAGGCUGAGAAUGACAUGGAAGAUCUCAAGACUUCUAAGCUGGAUGAAUGGCAAGGAAAGGGUGAAAAACAAUCUUCAUUUGAGGAUGCGGAAAAUGUUGAUUCUGCUGGCACUGGUAAAGUUUUGGAAAUUUGGAAAAACUUUUUACAAGCUCAACAAGGUGGCAACAACCAGGGUAUAGAUGCAGAAGCUGAAAUUAAAGCCGAGGCAUUUUACGACGAAGAUAAUUAUCCUACACCGCGUUUAUUACAUGUUGCGUACUCUGACCACGAUUAUUGCCAGAUGUUCCGUCCACCAUCUCCACCACCGAGUGCGCCAGUAAAGUCGAAUUGUCCUUUGCCAACGAAGCGCAAUAAAGUUUCUAAAUCACCACGACACAUAUCCAGUCACCGCUCUGCAUCAAGUUCAUCCAGCGACUCUAGUUCUAGCUCAGAUUCAAGUUGUUCUUGUGGCUCAAAUUGUUCAUGUAGUUCUAGUGGCAGUGAUAGUAGUUCGAGUAGCUCCAGUUCAGAUGAUAGUGAUUCAUCGCUAGCCUCGAACGCUUCACGUAAACGACAUCAUAAAAAAUCCGAACGCGAUCGUUUAAGAAAAAAGAGCGAAAGUGUUUCACCACUUAAGAAACAUUCAAAUUCGGAGACUAUAAACGUGGUGGACGAUGAUUUAGCAAACGAAGUAGUAGCGAAUACAAUUAAUGAACGCGCACCAUCCAUGCCAAAGGAGCCGCAAAUUUAUGAAUCAGAUUUAGAGACAGCUGAAUCAGAAACCGAUGAAGAGUUUUAUGAUGAACAUCCACAGAAGUUGGCUAGUGAGAUAUUAGCACAGAAACGAGCUCAAUUGAUGGCCCAAACUCGUUUGUCACCUUCGCAUAAUUUUGAUAUUGUGGAAAACAGUAGACCGUCCACUCCCUCGUUGCCUGAAGAUGUUGUUUGUGAAAAGACCCGGGUCAAACUAAAGAAGAAGAAACGUGAUCGGAAAUCGGGCAGCAAAACUAACUUAACUGUGAAUGCAACAUCAGCAGCCACGAAGGCGAAGAGUGAAAAAAAUAAAACGCUUAUUGAAACUGUAGCCCCAGUUCUUCUGAGUGGUAUAGAUAUUAAACCUUCUUAUAAGGUGGCACAAUCAUCAAAAACAGUUUCAGAGCCUCCAGUGGUACAGCAAAGCAAUAUAACAAUGUCAUAUGCUUCCUUAACAUUGCCGGCUGUGGAACAGUUGACACCGCGUCCGAUAACUUCAUCAUCACAUCUUCCUAGCAGGAUGAGUGAAGGUAGUAGCUGUUCUGAUGCAGACGGUUCCUUAAAGCGAUCGAAGCGCGCCCGCCGUCCCAAUAAAUUUUACGGCUACACCAGUGACGAUGAGAAUAGUGGUAUUAACUUGGGACAGCCUUUGAUGAUUGGCAUGCGUGCUAUCAAACCACAACCACCACCACAGCUGACGUGGCGAAAAGAAGAUUUGCCGACACCUUCAAAAAGCAUCCUAAAUUCAAAGAGUAAAACCGCGAGGACUCCAAAAACACCAGGAACAACAGUAAAUACUCUAUGCGGUGCAAUGUUGAACUCAUCUCCUUCUACUUCUUCAAAAAAGAAACGGUUAGCAGAAAAUUCUGAAAAGUCGUCGGCACGUAAGCGUCCCGCGAAGAAAGCAUCUUUGUUCAAUAUACUCCCGCCAAUACCAACACUUAAAAUACGGCCUUCGCAACUAGGCCUAAACAGUGAUGGUUCGGCUACUGGAAAUGAGCGUUUCCCAACUCCUCAAAUAUACUCAUCGAGUAAAGAUACCGAUGAUGAGGAUGAUGACAACAGCAGUGAUCCCUCCUCUGACGAAGAGACUGGGAUACACAGACAUGCCAAUUUAACGGCGUCAACAUCGAAUCAAUGGAAUACGAAUUCAGAAUUGACAACACUAGUCCCUGCUGUACAUACACAACAACCAACGGCGCCUGCCCCACAACCAGUCUUACAAACUCCACAAGCAACAGUGUUUAACCAUAAGAUACCACCAGCUCUGUUACCGAAUCCAAAUUUUGAAACACUACAGUAUUUCAAAGCCAACAAUAUACGUUAUCCUAUACGUCCGCCAGCUGGCGCUCGACAGGCUCGCGAAGGCGAAUCGGUAUACUGCUAUUGUCGCUGCCCCUACGACGAAGUAUCCGAAAUGAUUGCGUGCGAUGGCGAGAAUUGCCUAAUCGAGUGGUUUCACUUUGAGUGCGUGGGCAUCAUGGUGGCGCCCCAGGGCAAGUGGUUCUGCGCUGAAUGUCGUCCCAAAUAUUCUGAAGAGUUGUAUCCAACUGGAGGCAAUGUGUAAAUGUGAACGGAUUUGGUUGUUUUAACAGACCGGGAAUGAUUUGAAGUGAUAUAACAGAUAGAUUUACAUGAAGUCCUAAAUACGCUUAUUAAUUAAUAAUUUCUCUACUCUAAAUUUAACAAUAACAUUACACAGAAAAUCGAUUAAUAUUAGUGUUGUAGACUAAAUAUAUACAGAUUUUGGAGCUGUUUAAAA
Messenger RNA from Bactrocera oleae (olive fruit fly), 8935 nucleotides. It is a transcript of the gene MESR4, whose product is annotated as misexpression suppressor of ras 4. Gene Ontology annotation, biological process: regulation of transcription by RNA polymerase II. Lineage: Eukaryota; Metazoa; Arthropoda; Insecta; Diptera; Tephritidae. Gene Ontology annotation, molecular function: chromatin insulator sequence binding. The record is from RefSeq and is a predicted model, not a curated record. Gene Ontology annotation, cellular component: chromosome.